AUGCCUUCUCCACAUCCCCUCAUGCCACGCGAUCGCCACGACUCCGCCACCCUCACACACCUCAAAUCCCUCGGCCCAUCCACCUGGGCCCCCCUAAUACCCCCCUCUGCCCCGGACGGCGGUCUGUUGCACUGGCUCGAAGACAUAAACUGGCCGAUUGCCCGGCCAAUCUCCAAAUUAUUAGUUUCGCUGGCGGAUGAUGUAGACGCGCGGGAGCAGUACGGACAUUAUCUCGUCGAUACGGUGAAUAAGUUGUUUAAAAGCAGUGAGGAUUGGGAGUGGGUUUAUUAUGUGCUAGUGUAUGUGGUGUGUGAGGUUGAGGAUAAGGAGUGGGCGAGGAGCAAAUUUGGGGAUGGGGUGAGGGGGUUGGAGGGGAGGAUGAGGGGGGAGGAAGAGAAGGAGUGGGGGUUUGGUGAAUACAUUGGGAAACUUUUGGAGGAAGACUGGUUGUGA
Molecule: messenger RNA, 453 nt
Organism: Parastagonospora nodorum SN15
Lineage: Eukaryota; Fungi; Ascomycota; Dothideomycetes; Pleosporales; Phaeosphaeriaceae
Exons: 1
Coding region: 1-453 (150 amino acids)
Source: RefSeq, a predicted model, not a curated record